UAAUAAUUCCUGUAAACUCCAUUUAUGUUUAAAUCGUCAUCUAUUAUUUUACGCACCUAUUCCAAACAACCAUCUAGAAUUUAACAAUGAUGCGGAGCUUUGUGGUUUGUAUAGCUAUAGCUACUUUUUCUUGUCUCGAUUGCAAAAACAUAAAUGUUACCCAUAAUUCUGGGGGUCAAUAUGGUGUCAUCGAAAAAAUUCUUUUACCACAGAAUGAAACAACAGCUAUUCUCGAGACAGGAAAUCCAGAAAUUACCGAUGAUCGAAAAAUUAUUACACCACAGAAUAAAACAACGGAAUUUCAAAAAAAUAUCACGUCCACCACCGUCCAGCAAAAUGAACCUGUGAUCGUUUUAAGUACUGAUCGAAAACCUAAGACUCGUCAAGUGCCUGUAGAAGUUCUAGUGACAGCUAGUUCCAACGUGAUGGAUAAUAAUAUGAAUGACGACCAAUCAUACUACCAAAGUCCUUUAAUGGUUUAUCCGUUUCCUAUGAUGAAUACAUAUUAUCCCAGAUACUUUCCGUACACAUACCCAGGAUACCAGGGCUAUCCUUUCUUUGGAUAGUGAUAAUAAUAUAAUGGUGUAUAUUAAAAAUAAAUAAAUAAUAAUAAUUUUGAAAUUGUUAAUCAUUAUUUAUUAUGUAAUGUUUAUUUUUGUACUAACCGU
Aphis gossypii (cotton aphid) is the source of this 668-nucleotide messenger RNA. RefSeq lists its product as uncharacterized. The transcript has 2 exons. The record is from RefSeq and is a predicted model, not a curated record. Lineage: Eukaryota; Metazoa; Arthropoda; Insecta; Hemiptera; Aphididae. The coding region runs from base 87 to 566 and encodes 159 amino acids.